Messenger RNA from Gadus morhua (Atlantic cod), 2858 nucleotides. RefSeq names its product protocadherin gamma-A2-like. Gene Ontology annotation, cellular component: plasma membrane. The transcript has a single exon. Gene Ontology annotation, molecular function: calcium ion binding. The record is from RefSeq and is a predicted model, not a curated record. Gene Ontology annotation, biological process: homophilic cell-cell adhesion. Bases 220 to 2625 code for a protein of 801 amino acids. Lineage: Eukaryota; Metazoa; Chordata; Actinopteri; Gadiformes; Gadidae.
CACCAUAUCGGUUUUAUUAUUUUCUGGGCUGCGACUGUGGCCGAUCGCAUUGCAUUUUACAAGGACACGAAACACCGUGAAGCGGGAUCGCUCUUAAAUUAUAUCGUUCAACAUGUGAGCUGUUGUCGAAGUGUAUUGGCUGAUCUUUUGUGGAAUAUCAAAGACUAAACGGGAUCUUUACGUUUUCAUCGAGAAUACAACGACACUGGGGAAAGAACAAUGGGAGGCUACGUUGGAUGGCUUCUAUUUAUCUGGAUCUUCUGUCUCAGCUCGGUGCUCGGGCAGGUCAGCUACACCAUACCUGAAGAGAUGGCGAAAGGCUCUGUAGUCGGUAAUAUAGCACAGGACUUAGGUUUGGACGUGAAGAGACUGAAGUCAGGUAAAGCCCGUAUUUUCACCCGUGAUAGCAUCGAAUAUGUCGAGCUGAACAGGGAAAGAGGAGUCCUCGUUAUCAAAGAAAAAAUUGACAGAGAGGCCAUCUGCGGACAAACGACGCCUUGUGCGCUCCAUUUUCAGAUCAUAUUAGAAAACCCGAUGGAAUUCUACAGUAUAAACAUCGAGAUUACAGACGUUAAUGACAACCCCCCAGUCUUUGAAAAAAGUUACGUGAAAUUUAAAAUCAGUGAGUCUGCUGUAAGCGGAGCUAAAUUCAUUUUAGACAUGGCAAAUGAUCCUGACGUCGGGACAAAUGGCUUAAGAACAUAUAUCCUAAAACCAACAGAUAACUUCGCCCUUAAAUUACACGGUCAAGCAGGAGACAUCAGAAACAUCGAAAUGGUUUUAGAGAAACCUCUUGAUAGAGAAGUACAUGAACACCUAUCGUUAGUGUUAACGGCAGUCGAUGGCGGAGAGCCGCAGAUGUCAGGAACAAUGCAGAUCCUGAUCUCCGUUUUAGACGCCAAUGAUAACGCUCCCGUUUUCACCGAGUCUGUUUACAAAGCUGCUAUUAAAGAAGGCGCUCCGUUAGGCACCAUUGUUACUACGGUCACUGCGACUGAUGCAGACGACGGAGAACAUGGUAAAAUAACCUACUCAAUUUCAAGGAUUUUAGGUAAUACUCAAGGAAUGUUUGAUGUUAAUAAAGUAAAUGGUGAUUUGACAUUAAGCGGGAAUAUUGACUACGAAAAAGCUCGAACAUUUGAGAUAAAUAUACGCGCUAGCGAUGAGGGAGGGCUGGUAGACUCUUGUAAAUUAAUCGUAGAUGUCAUUGAUGUGAAUGACAACACACCUGAUAUUCACAUUAUGUCUAAAUCCAAUGUGAUAUCAGAAGACGCUAAACCGAACACAGUCGUAACCAUGAUCAAUAUAGAAGAUGCAGAUUCAGGUGAAAAUGGCCAAGUGAAAUGCUCCAUAAACGAUGACAUUCCUUUUGCCUUGAGGUCGACAUCUACCAACUUCUUCAGCUUAGUGACGGACAGUGAUUUAGACAGAGAGAAGGAGUCCGGUUAUAAUAUCAGUGUGACGUGUUCCGAUGAGGGAGUGCCGUCGCUUUCCAGCAGCGUCACAAUCGCCCUUCAGAUCCUAGACGUCAAUGAUAACGCACCUGUCUUUCUAAAAAAAACAUACGAAGGAUACAUCGUAGAAAACAACGUCCAAGGUGUCUCUAUUUUCACACUGAACGCAAUAGACGCAGACUGGAACCAGAACGCCCGCGUCUCUUAUAUACUAGAGGACUCCUCUUUAAACGGCGUGCCCGUCUCCUCUUAUGUGUCUGUUAGUGCUGACAGUGGAGUUAUACAUGCAGUCCGCUCUUUUGACUACGAGCAGAUUAAAGACUUUCAGUUCUGUGUUAAAGCUCAAGAUGGAGGCUCUCCUCCCCUCAGUAGUAAUGUGAGUGUGAAAAUACUGAUCCAGGACCAGAACGACAACGCCCCUCAGGUUCUGUAUCCAGUCCAGACUGGUGGUUCUCUGGUGGCUGAAAUGGUGCCUCGUUCAGCAGAUGUGGGCUAUCUGGUCACCAAAGUGGUGGCUGUUGAUGUGGACUCUGGACAGAAUGCCUGGCUCUCCUAUAAACUACAGAAAGCCACAGACAGGGCGCUGUUUGAAGUGGGCUUACAGAACGGAGAAAUAAGAACUAUCCGCCAAGUCACUGAUAAAGAUUCAGUGAAACAAAGACUGACUGUUAUAGUGGAGGACAACGGACAGCCCUCUCGUUCAGCUACAGUCAUUGUUAACGUGGCGGUGGCGGACAGCUUCCCUGAAGUGCUCUCAGAGUUCACUGACUUUACACACGACAAGGAGUACAAUGACAACCUGACUUUUUACUUGGUCUUGGCUUUGGCUGUGGUUUCCUUUCUCUUCAUCACGUGUUUAGUGGUGAUCAUAUCAGUGAAAAUCUACAGAUGGAGACAGUCUCGUAUCCUGUAUCAUUCCAGUCUCCCGGUGAUCCCAUAUUAUCCACCACGGUACUCAGACACUUUGGGGACAGGGACUCUCCAGCACGUGUACAAUUACGAGGUGUGCAGGACCACUGACUCCAGGAAGAGUGACUGUAAGUUCGGCAACGCUGGUAGUCAGAACGUUCUGAUAAUGGACCCCAGUUCUACAGGGACCAUGCAGCGAAUACAGAGUGAAAAGAGUAUCCUGGAUGAACCAGACUCUCCACUGGAGGUUAGAAAUCAAUAACAGAAUGUUCUAUCUUGUAUUAAUCGGUUUUCUCCCUCAUGUCUAGCACCAUGGACAGCUCCUAUGUUGACAUUAUGAAUCAAUAGGCAAUUUCUAACUUGCUAACUGGAUUCUUUAUUCAGCUGCAGUACUUUUUAAUUACUGAAUUCAUGCUUCGCAUUAUCUCAAGAUAUAUUUCAGUUAUAAACGUGUGUCUAAGAAUUCAAAUAUAUAUGGACCAUGUGUUUCUCGAA